AUGCGCCGAGUCAUCAACUGGAUGGAAGAGCACGGGCUAUCCCUUUCAGCCCAGAAAACAGAGAUCGUGAUACUAACGAAGAAGCGUAUCAACACCUUGCGCAGCUUCUCUGUAGGAGACACGAUGGUCCAGAAUAAGCCGUCCGUCAGGUACCUAGAAGUAAUGCUCGAUUACAAAUUCAAUUACGGAUUGCAUAUAAUAAUGGCAUCCGACAAGGCGGCAAAUGUAGUAUCCACUCUGGGCACACUCAUGGCCAAUGUCAACGGCCCCCGACCUUGCAUUAGGCGAAUACGGAUGCGUGCCGCCGAUGAAGUGAUGCUAUACGUCGCGGAAGUAUGGGCCGAGGCGUUGCGAUAA
Molecule: messenger RNA, 357 nt
Organism: Vespa crabro (European hornet)
Lineage: Eukaryota; Metazoa; Arthropoda; Insecta; Hymenoptera; Vespidae
Exons: 1
Coding region: 1-357 (118 amino acids)
Source: RefSeq, a predicted model, not a curated record